CCUGCCUAGAGUGCUUUGAACAUCGGCAACAAGUGUUUUUACCUGCGUGCUGAAGCCCUCAUGGCUGUCGCAUACGGUGCCCUCGCCCAGCCGGGCCUGCUUUCCCUGCAUUACCCCCCACCCCUGCUGCCAAAGCCUGGAAAGGACAAUGUUCGGCUUCGGAAGGUCCUCAAGAGAAGCGCCAAGAAAAAGGUCUCCGCUCAGGUAUCGCAGCCCGCCGUGCUUUUCCGCUCCAACCUUUCCCCCGUGAACGAAGCGAGCCCCGACCUCGAACACAGCGACCACUCCACCCCGCCCAAGACUCCAGAGACGCCGUUCAGCCUCUACAGUGAUCAGCAGCCUCCACGGUUCACCGUCAGGCCGCUGUAUCAACACGUGGCGUCCCCUUACCCGCAGCGUGCUGCUUACGGCAGAGGAGCGAGGUUCUCACCUCAGACGGUGGGAAUCCCGUCGUACUCGUACUCGCAGCAUGUUACUACGCUUUCCUCAUAUUCUGCAUCGACCCACCUUCCUGGAGACACAGUUCCAGGGCCAGUUGCAGAGUUGGUGGUUCCCAAAAUAUCUCUGUCAGCCUCUUUUGUAUCUGAGGCAACAGUACCAGCUGCUGAAGUGAAAAAGCCAGCUUUUAGCACGAUAGCUGAAACACAUGCCGGUGUGAGACCUGCUACAGCUGGAGAAACCCUAAAGACAAAAAGUCCAGGUCUGACUCCUUAUUCAGCAACAGCUGUGAUUCGUCCUCUCACUGUGUUGACCCUGCACGGCAGAUCCAAAAGUCCACGUCCAACGUUCAGAGCAACCGAACAUUCUAGAUCGCCCAAACCGAUGUUUGAUGUCCCUCAAAUUAGAAUGUACACAGCUAGCACAUCGUUUUACGAGUUAUCCAGGACCCCACCGGUGUAUGACACAGCUGGAUUAACCGCUAUUGGCAGCACAUUGCCUCAUAGUAAAACCCCAACAGAAAUAAAACUAGAUUUGACUUCAGCAUCUGAGGUCAGAAGAGGUAAGACACCGACGGCUCAGCUUCCUUCAAUGGGCACGGAUCCCAAGAGGAAAACAGCAACUUCAGAAACUAAAAUAGGCACUACACUAACAGCGGCGAUGAAUGCAGUCAUAACUCCAACAGCUGAAAUCAAAAGAGCAACCUCAACAGCUGAAAUCAAAAGAGCAACCUCAACAGCUGAAAUCAAAAGAGCAACCUCAACAGCUGAAAUCAAAAGAGCUACUCCAUCACCUGAAAUCAGAGUUAAAACACCAACUUUUGAGUUUCAAACAUCAAGAACUUCAGCAGGACGACCUAGAACCCCGGCAUACCACUUGUCUCGCCCUACAACGCCUGUCUUUGAAGUAUCAAGACCCAAUCCUCUCUUAUUUGCAGUGUCGCCAAUCACAGUAGAACCAGAGAGAUCAAGAACGCCCAAAACUGUUCCUGCUAUGGGAAGUUUGUCUGCUUCCCAAAGUGUCAAGACUAUUGAACCUAAGCCUGCUGAAACGAUACUGAAUGGGGACAUUCAUUCAGACAUCACUCCUGCUGUAAAACCAAUCCAACAAAGCAUCACAAAGUCCAAAUCAGAGCCUGAUCUGACAAGAAGAACUGCUCCAGCUGACUCUCAAACACCUAAAACUCCAACACCUGAGCCGAAAGCACUGGUAGUGACUUCAUACAGCAAUCGGAGGCCCAAGACUCCAACAUACGAAGCCUCCCGACUUAUGACCACGUCACCUGGCUUUAAAAGACCAAAGACACCAACAUAUGGGACAUCACCUUCUGGUGUAUCCCCUAUAGCCUUUCAGAGACCUAAAACCCCAACCCAAGUGGCUCAAAAGUCAAAGUCUGGCUACCGUGGAUUGACACCAGCUGAAUAUGCUGCUUAUGGCGGAAUAAGAACUUACUCUCCAGCAUUUGGUAUCUCCGGUUUCAAGAUGCAAACUGAGGAGGAGGCUAAAGCUACAACAGAGGAAUCAGCAGAAUGUAAGACAACCAGCCAAGAACAAUCUGUGAAGAUGUCCGAGGUUUCUAAACCCAAAGAUGUAGAUAAACCCCAUGUGGGAGAUAAAAAAGUUGCCAUCACCCCUUCAAUCCCUACUAUUGUUGUUUCGGAAGCAUCUGACACCUCAGGAACAACGUCAACACAAGAGACAAGUACGGUAACCUGUCGGGUUGCAGCAAAACAAGAAAAAACGGUGAUUCAAGAAACACCAAAGGCUAUACCUCCAACAGUAGAGGGUAAAUCUCUUGAGAAACAGAAAGCCGAAACACAAGUUCAGGAAGUCGCCAAACCAAAGACGAAACCUUCGGAAACCAAACAUCCUCUGCCCAAAAGUAACGAUCAGGGUCCUUUGAAGGCAGUAAGAAAGCUUUUAGGCAAAGAUAAAGUCCAGAAAUCUGGAAAUGAGACAAAAGCUGACGUCUCACAUCAAAAAGAGCCGGCGAAACUUGCGGCCGCCACCAAGACUAAAGCCGAAAGCUCGAAGCAAAGCACUGCAAUGCCCGCUCUUCCUGUUCCGACAUCUGCAGUUGAGCCAACAGGAAGUGAAGGCAAAGAUAAGAAAGCAGAAUCAGCUUCGGCAGUUAAAUCUGCACCUGAGAAAAAGGAAGGCGAUGAAUCCCUCCCGGCCGAACCCCUUCUUAAGGUCAUACAAAAACCAAAGGGCAUGAAAUCUAAAGUGAGCGGUUGGUCCCGACUCAAGAAGCACAUGGUUGUAGAACAAGAGGAGCCAAAAUUUCCAGAGAUAAGCUCUCAGAAGGAGGCCAAUGGGCCGGACCAGAGCGAGGUGCAAAAGGCCGACGAGAAGGCCGUCGACAAGCCCGGCAAUCAGGACGAGAACGAAACCAAAGACGCUCCCGUAGCAGCAAAGAUGUGGAACGCCGUCCUCUUCCAAAUGUUUUCCACCAAAGAGAACAUCAUGCACCAGAUCGAGCUGAACAAAAGCGAGGCGGAGGAGAAGGAGGAAGGGCAAAAGGACGAGUCAAAAGAGAUACCUUCGUUUGCGCACCGGCUGCCUCUGCUGCUUUUUAGUCCAAAGUUUGACGCUAAAAGGCUCAAAGAAGCGGCGUCGAGGCCGGUGAUGAAAAUUGCAACUGUUUUUGAAAUGGCUCUGAUUGGGCGCAAAGGUAAAGACGAGGAACCAAAAGACUUUAAUAGAAAAGCGAGGGGGUUUGCCGCUACUUAAGGUAAUAUAAUAUUCUUAAAUAUAUAUAAUAUAUAACUGCCAAGAUGAAAAUGUAAAGGAAAAAAAGAUACAUGUUCAAUGUACAGUUGCAGAAAUCUUAGUCUCUGUGUUAAACGAAUAACGUUUGUUUGUAGAAAAAGUCGGCUUGAACUUUAUACUUGACAAAUGCUUCGUGUUGCAUUUGUGUGAGUGGUUGUCUGGAUGUUACGUGUUUGUGGAUUAGCUGGAAAGAUUGAAAGAGAGAGACAGCUACAUUUGUCUUAAAGUCAUUCAGACGUCACAUUUAAGAUUAAAACGUUUAUGUUUUCAGUAAAAUCAGAGCUUCUCGUUUCUUUCAUGUUCACAAUAAAACAGAUUAAAGUUAUAGAUUUGUAAUAAUUGAUAUUUCUUUAAAAUGUCUAUUUUUAUUGGUGGAAAACAAGUAUUUUUUGUGGUAGAGGAACAUUUGUUUCUCUUUAAUGAUCAUUGAAAUUCAAAAACUCUAAAUGGUGCUACUCACCUCAGGGUGAAAACCUCGUGCGUAGAGAAACGUGAUUCUUGAGAUAUUCUUUUUAGGCUGUAGAUGGUUAUAGUUUUGUGAUUGAACUUUCUUAACGUCGCAAUGAAAACAACAAUUUGGCAGCGUCAUAAUUUGCCCUUCUUCCUGUUCCAACAACGUACCUUUAACAUAAUAACGCAGAUCAAUUAAAGAAGUACAAGAAAUGCACCAAUUAGAGUCAGUGAGAUGCAAAAAGAGAGAAUGGCAAUUUUGUUGGCAAUCUCUGCACGAAAAUAUGUAUGAAUGUAUUAGUGUCCUCUCACACCAAUCACGUUAAUCUAUCAUCUAAAAAUAUAAAACGGAAGACUGUAAAUAAAGUGCAAGUUUCUACAAGUUUCCCUAAAACUCCAAUUUAGAAAUAGAAUGAAAAAUGAGCCGCUAACAAAAUGUUUGAUUUCACUGUGACUUGAGGAGCCGACUGACUUAAAGUUAACGUACGUUAGAAGAAGAACAAUGAAGAGCAGAAUGAUGGUGAACUGUGGGGUCAAAGGUCAAGAUAUUCAUAGUUAGAUGACUGUGAAGCAGUGCGGGAAAAACAGUGUAUUCUUCUAGUUUUAUUUUUGUUCUUUUUCUCUAAUGUUUGUAAUGUGUGCGAUGGGUAAGAUGCCUCCACAGUUUUCUAGCUCACAAUGUUGGACUAAAAAAAAAAAAAAACUAAAAAAAAUCUCAAGGUCCAGUAGAACAUUAUAAAAACUAGUCUCAAAACUAUUACAUUUUUUUAAUAAAACUUUACAUUCACAUGUCAAAAAAAAAAAAAAAAAAAAAAAAAAGAAAGUUAUUCUUAAAAAUAAUAAAUAAAACUGAUGAGCCUUACAGUCCAUCUGCACGAUGAAAUAAUGCUGAAGGUGUAUUUUACUAGCUGUGAUUAAUGUUUGAGUCAUCUUUUAUCUGUGUUGUUUUCUUGUGAAACACUAACAAACAAACGUGCUGCGGAAUAAAGUUUGAUUCAACAUUUCUCUCUGUUUCAGUUUGUGCUUCAGUUCAAACAUCAGAAUCAGAUGAAGAUCAGAUUCAGCUGUUGAAUGAGUUGAGGCUCAGAGACAGGUCAGAAGUGAUCAGCUGAGGCUGAUUAAAGUUGCACUCUGGCCUCUCACAGUUUACUUAAAUGGAUCUGUG
Anarrhichthys ocellatus (wolf-eel) is the source of this 4825-nucleotide messenger RNA. RefSeq names its product proline rich 33 (gene prr33). The record is from RefSeq and is a predicted model, not a curated record. The transcript has 2 exons. Lineage: Eukaryota; Metazoa; Chordata; Actinopteri; Perciformes; Anarhichadidae. The coding region runs from base 61 to 3171 and encodes 1036 amino acids.